This is a messenger RNA of Malaya genurostris, 1891 nucleotides long. Its product is annotated as probable methylmalonate-semialdehyde dehydrogenase [acylating], mitochondrial. Bases 171 to 1736 code for a protein of 521 amino acids. The transcript is spliced from 4 exons. Gene Ontology annotation, biological process: L-valine catabolic process; thymine catabolic process. Gene Ontology annotation, molecular function: methylmalonate-semialdehyde dehydrogenase (acylating, NAD+) activity; malonate-semialdehyde dehydrogenase (acetylating, [NAD(P)+]) activity. Gene Ontology annotation, cellular component: mitochondrion. The record is from RefSeq and is a predicted model, not a curated record. Lineage: Eukaryota; Metazoa; Arthropoda; Insecta; Diptera; Culicidae.
UCUAUUACGUCUGCCAUAACAACAGUCCACUUUCAGCACAUUAAAAUUGUAAAUUGGGGGUCUGGCUGUCGACGUCGCGUUCUGGCCUCAGUUUGUUCAGUUCACUUUCAAUCACCCCAUAAAAAGGAGGUGUGCCCGGUGUCGGCUUCUAACAUUUUGUUCAGUGAGAAAUGGCUUUAGUGAGACUUUUGGCUGCCGAGGGACGCAAUGCGUUACAGCGAGGCUACUGCACGGCGGCCAUUCCGACGACCAAAAUGUUCAUCGAUGGCAAAUUCGUCGAUUCAAAAACCACCGACUGGAUAGAUCUCCACGAUCCGGCAACAAACAAGGUCGUAACGCGAGUGCCAAAAUGUACCAAGGAUGAAAUGAAUGCGGCCGUGGAAUCCUCCAAAAAAGCCUUCAAGACCUGGAGUCAGACAUCAAUUCUCGGAAGGCAACAAGUGAUGUUCAAGCUGCAACAUCUUAUCCGAAACAAUAUGUCCGAGCUGGCUAAGAACAUUACUAAAGAACAGGGCAAAACUUUGAUCGAUGCUGAGGGUGACGUUUUAAGAGGGUUGCAGGUCGUGGAACACUGCUGUAGUAUUACUUCGUUGCAAAUGGGAGAAACUGUGUCGAACAUAGCGAAAGAUAUGGACACUUACUCGUACACUCUUCCAUUGGGUGUAACGGCCGGUAUCUGUCCCUUCAAUUUCCCAGCUAUGAUACCGCUAUGGAUGUUCCCGGUUGCCAUUACCACUGGUAAUACCAGUAUCAUCAAGCCUUCGGAGCGCGUUCCAGGAGCUACCAUGAUGUUGAUGGAGCUACUGAACGAAGCUGGUUGUCCACCAGGAGUCGUGAACGUUAUUCAUGGGGCUCAUGAUGCGGUAAACUUCGUUUGCGAUCAUCCCGACAUUAAAGCAGUUUCGUUCGUUGGUUCGGAUCAAGCGGGCAAAUAUAUCUACGAACGGGCGGGGCGUAAUGGAAAACGUGUUCAGUCGAAUAUGGGAGCCAAGAACCAUGGUGUCAUUAUGGCCGAUGCCAAUAAGGAAAAUACACUGAAUCAACUAGCGGGAGCUGCUUUUGGUGCUGCCGGUCAGAGAUGUAUGGCUUUGUCGACCGCCGUAUUCGUGGGCGAGGCUAAGAACUGGAUUCCCGACCUGGUGGAACGUGCCCGUCAAUUGAAAGUGAACGCCGGGCACAUACCCGGAACUGAUCUUGGUCCAGUAAUUUCUCCACAAUCAAAACAGAGAAUUAACGAGCUGGUUGAGUCUGGUAUCAAGGAAGGUGCCAAGGUAGUCUUAGAUGGACGUAACAUAAAGGUCGAAAACUUUGAAAAGGGUAAUUUCGUUGGACCAACCAUUAUUACUGAUGUAAAACCGAAUAUGAAGUGUUAUACUGAGGAAAUCUUUGGACCGGUGUUGGUCUGUCUCACCGCUGAUACUUUAGAUGAUGCGAUCGAAGUCAUCAACAAGAAUCCGUACGGCAAUGGAACGGCAAUAUUUACGACGAACGGUGCUACAGCUAGAAAGUUCGUGAACGAGAUCGAUGUUGGCCAAGUUGGUGUGAAUGUACCGAUUCCGGUUCCUCUGCCGAUGUUCUCGUUCACUGGUACGCGUGGUAGCUUUAUGGGUGAUUGCCACUUCUACGGAAAACAGGGUAUCAAGUUCUAUACUCAAACGAAAACUGUUACUCAGCUGUGGCGCGAAGGAGACGUUUCGCAUACAAAGGCCUCUGUUGCAAUGCCAACCAUGAAGUGAAUUAUGGGGAGUUGUGAAAAAUUUGUCUUCCGAAAACGGUGUGCAUUUAAUAGAAUUACGAAUUGUCUGUCAUUUAAAAAAUGCCAACAAGCUACAAGAAAUUACCUUGCAUUUAUAUCAGUUGAUAUUGAAUUUUAAUAAAUCAUUUUAAGAAA